This is a messenger RNA of Penicillium brasilianum, 1240 nucleotides long. The record is from the annotation of a GenBank genome assembly. NCBI's taxonomy places the organism in Eukaryota, Fungi, Ascomycota, Eurotiomycetes, Eurotiales, Aspergillaceae.
AACAUGUGACGAGAGUCCUUUGGCAUCUUCUGCCUUGGAAGGAUGACUUACUUUCCCUUCAACGAAGAUGGCAUCUUACUAUCAGGUCUAGAAGAUGAAGCACCACCAAUUCACGUGUUCAUUUAAGGCUUGAGAGCGUUGGGGGCUUAAGCGAGUCACUCGGUGAGUUUGGCGGCUAAAGGACGGCCAUUGUGAUUGCCAGUGCAUAAUUGACUGUGAAUGGAUGCUAUUCCUGCUGACAACCCCACAUGCAGGCGCUAAGUUGUAGAAAGGGAAAGGUGCGAAUAAGAAGUCAUAAUGGCCGGCCGGUCUUCUAGGGGCGGAUUAGAACCAUUUCCCCUAAAUCAUUGUGUCAGGGUGCAACAACAAAACAAUGCCUACCCAAACGCUUGCCUCAACGUGGUCUCCAACAAGCUGUCCAGCUUCAACCGAUCUUUGGGAAAUUUAUCUCACCACGAGUGCGGUCUUUUUCAAUCUUGGACCCCUCACUGCGACAUCCGAUUGUGCACCCUCUGGCUAUACCCCAACCAUACCUUACUAUGCAGUCUCCUGUCCGACUGGUUAUACCUCGGCCUGUGCCCAUGGUCUCGACGACGCGACAACUGUGUGCUGCCCGACCGCGCGCCCUAUGACCUGCGCGAGCAGCGCAAAGGUGUACAGUUCACUCACUUUGAGCUGCGAAGAGAGGUUCUCGAGCUCGUACACCGCAGAAGUCACACAAACCUCGGUUUUUGGCGACUCUCGUCAAACGGGAACAGCAACAGUGACUUUCACCCCCGAUUUUGAUGCGAUCAACGGGUUUGGACUAGAAUAUGUCCAGAUGACAUCUACGAGCAGCAAUUCUGCACCCACGAAAUCCGAAGCGACAUCUACGAGUAGUAACUCUGCACCCAUGAAAACCGGAGCGACCGCGAUAGCUAGUCCAUCUUCAUCCACCGAUAGUGGGAAUAGCCUGUCCCGAGGAGCGAUCGCGGGCAUUGUAGUGGCCGCGGUUGCUUUCAUUGCCAUCGUCGCCCUGGUUUGGAACCGAACAAAAAUCACUGCAUGGGUUCACCGAAAGACCGCGCCACGAUCAAGUCGGAUGGAACAGAAGUUAUAUCCUAUUUCCAUCCAGCCAAGUCUGGGGCAGCACCCGUACGGAAAUUUCGCGACGGAUAGGGUUCAGCCUAUGGAGCUGGAAUCAAGGCGGGAAAUUGUGGAGCUACCAGCGACGCGACCGAUAGCAGAGAAGAGCGUCUGA